This is a messenger RNA of Drosophila gunungcola (fruit fly), 2327 nucleotides long. RefSeq lists its product as uncharacterized. Gene Ontology annotation, biological process: malate-aspartate shuttle; aspartate transmembrane transport; L-glutamate transmembrane transport. Bases 183 to 2138 code for a protein of 651 amino acids. NCBI's taxonomy places the organism in Eukaryota, Metazoa, Arthropoda, Insecta, Diptera, Drosophilidae. The transcript is spliced from 9 exons. The record is from RefSeq and is a predicted model, not a curated record. Gene Ontology annotation, molecular function: L-glutamate transmembrane transporter activity; L-aspartate transmembrane transporter activity.
UUUCAAAGGUACCGCCACGGUCACUCUGCAGACGACCAAUCGACGGCGAAGCGCGAAGAGAAUAUCAAUAAAUAGUUUUAAUUUAGAUUAAUUGCACGUAAAUAAAAGUCGCUUAGCCGGGCAGCAGUUAAGUUUAAAGUAACCAAGUCAAUUUAUCGAGCCUUGCACCAACUAGUGAAAAAAUGUCGGGCAGUGAAACCAACAAAACACCGCUGCAGCAGCCACAGCACCAGCAAUUCGCACUGCUGCCCAAGAUCAUCAACGGCGGAAUCGCGGGCAUCAUUGGCGUGACAUGUGUCUUCCCACUGGAUUUGGUCAAGACGAGGCUGCAGAACCAGCAGGUCGGACCCAAUGGCGAACGCAUGUACAACAGCAUGUUCGAUUGCUUCCGAAAGACGUACAAGGCCGAAGGAUACUUUGGCAUGUACCGCGGCUCUGGCGUGAACAUCCUGCUGAUCACUCCCGAAAAGGCCAUCAAAUUGACUGCCAACGACUACUUCCGCCACAAGCUGACCACCAAGGAUGGCAAACUUCCGCUGACCAGUCAGAUGGUUGCCGGCGGCCUGGCCGGUGCAUUCCAGAUCAUCGUCACCACGCCCAUGGAGCUGCUCAAGAUCCAGAUGCAGGACGCGGGUCGAGUGGCGGCGGCAGCCAAAUUGGCUGGCAAGACGGUGGAGAAGGUGUCGGCCACCCAGUUGGCCUCGCAAUUGAUCCGGGAGAAGGGCAUCUUUGGGCUGUACAAGGGUAUUGGAGCCACUGGAUUACGGGAUGUCACCUUCUCAGUCAUUUACUUCCCCCUAUUCGCUACGCUCAAUGAUCUGGGUCCCAGGCGCAAUGACGGUUCUGGAGAGGCCGUGUUCUGGUGCUCCUUCCUUGCCGGUUUGGCAGCAGGUUCAACCGCUGCCCUUGCCGUCAAUCCCUUCGAUGUGGUCAAAACGCGUUUGCAGGCGAUCAAGAAGGCUGAUGGCGAGAAGGAGUUCAAAGGCAUAUCCGAUUGCAUCACUAAGACGCUUAAGCAUGAGGGACCCACCGCUUUCUUCAAGGGCGGUCUGUGCCGAAUGAUUGUGAUUGCCCCUCUGUUCGGAAUCGCUCAGACUGUCUAUUAUCUGGGCGUGGCCGAGGGUCUGCUGGGCGUGCAGAAAAAAACAAACGAAAUAUAUACUAUUGUACUAAAAUUGAAGUUUUGGGUAGAUAUGUUGAAAAGAAUAGAAAACGAAAAACCAGCACAGUUUGAUGUUUUGCCCAAGAUCAUAAAUGGUGGCAUUGCCGGAAUUAUUGGUGUGACAUGCGUCUACCCACUGGACAUGGUCAAGACACGACUGCAAAGCCAGCAAAUCGGACCCAAUGGCGAGCGCAUGUACACCAGCAUCGCCGACUGCUUCCGGAAGACGAUCGCCAGCGAAGGGUUCUUUGGCAUGUACCGAGGCUCCGCGGUGAACAUCCUGCUGAUCACCCCCGAAAAGGCCAUCAAAUUGACGGCCAACGACUACUUUCGCUACCAACUAGCCACCGCUGAGGGGGAUCUAUCCCUGCCGCGGGCAGCAUUGGCCGGCGGCCUGGCGGGCCUGUUCCAGAUCGUGGUCACCACUCCCAUGGAGCUGCUCAAGAUUCAGAUGCAGGACGCCGGGCGGGUGGCCACUGCCGCCCGGGCAGCGGGACGUGAGGUGAAGCAGAUGACGGCCAUGGGUCUCACCAAGCAGCUCCUCCGUGAGCGGGGCGUCCUGGGGCUGUACAAGGGAGUGGGCGCCACCGGGGUGCGGGACAUCACAUUCUCGGUGGUGUACUUUCCGCUUAUGGCCACCAUAAACAACAAAGGGCCUCGCAAGUCGGACGGUUCCGGCGAGGCGGUCUUCUACUGGUCCCUGCUGGCCGGACUACUGGCCGGGAUGACGGCCGCCUUCCUGGUCACACCGCUGGACGUGAUCAAGACCCGGCUGCAGGCCGAUGGCGAGAAGGAGUUCGACGGCAUCGUGGACUGUGUGCGGAAGACCCUGAAACGCGAGGGUGUGCCGGCAUUCUUUAAAGGCGGUCUCUGUCGGAUGAUGGUAGUGGCACCCCUGUUUGGAAUCGCACAAAUGUUCUACUUUUUGGGCGUGGGCGAGAAGAUUUUGGGCAUCGAGCAAAGGAAAUCAGUGUAAAAUGAUUUCGGAGACCAUUUUGAAACACAUACACAUCUAUUACUUAACACUUUUUAAAUCAUUUUAUAAAACCUAACAAUAACCAAGUUGGUUUAGCUCCCUCUAAUUGCCGGAUAAUAUAAAAUUUACGUCAUGGACUAUUAAUUUGGAAUCGUAAAAAUUCUAUAAUUGCUAACUCAAUAAAUAAAA